Molecule: messenger RNA, 2007 nt
Organism: Penicillium robsamsonii
Lineage: Eukaryota; Fungi; Ascomycota; Eurotiomycetes; Eurotiales; Aspergillaceae
Exons: 14
Coding region: 1-2007 (668 amino acids)
Cellular component (GO): membrane
Molecular function (GO): signaling receptor activity
Source: RefSeq, a predicted model, not a curated record
AUGGCAUUGCUCAAACGGUUGUCGCCCGCCGAGCGGGCGCUGAGCGGCACGGACCGCAGCGACAGCCCACUCCUCAAGGAAGGGAGUCCAGGGCCAAGGCUGCUGAACCGCGACGAAGUUCCCUCGUGGUAUGGCCACAAUCCAUAUAUACGCACAAGUUAUAGACCAGUGAUACCAUCAACUUAUCGAUGCAUCAGCAGCCUCCUAUACCUUCACAAUGAAACUGUGAAUGUUUAUUCUCACCUCAUUCCAGCCACCAUUGCUUUGCUAGGCAAUGGACUUCUCUAUGUGUAUUUUUCCACGUCUUUUCCGAACGCUACAUGGGCCGAUCAGCUUGUUUUUCAUAUUUACUUGACAACAUCGGUCAUUUGUUUUGGUAUUUCAUCUGCAUACCACACAUUUCUUUGUCAUUCUGCCCAUUUCACUGAUCUAUGGGGUCGCCUGGACUACGUUGCUAUUGUAUUCCAAAUUCUUGGUUCAUUUGUCUCGGGGAUAUAUAUUGGUUUCUACUGUGAACCACAUUUACAAAAGCUUUACUGGUCAAUGAUUGGCACUCUAGGCUUCUUGACCGGAUUUGUGGUGGUGCAUCCCAAACUGCAGAGCCAAAAGUGGAGACUAUUGCGAUUAUCGUCGUUUGUGGCGACGGGGUUUUCGGCAUUCGCUCCUAUAAUCCACGCUGCGAGUAUCUUCCCAUAUGCGCAGCUCGAUCAACAAGCCGGAUUACGAUAUUAUUAUCUUGAAGGACUAGUCAUUGUGAUCGGAGUAUUGUUUUACGCGACCCAUUUCCCGGAGUCUUGGAAACCCGGGACAUUUGACAUUUGGGGAGCAUCUCAUCAGAUAUUCCACAUCUCGGUGGUAAUUGGUGCGACGAUUCAUUUGUAUGGGAUUUUGGUUGCUUUCCAGUGGAAUUAUGAGAAUCAGCGAUGGGGAUCCUUGAACUCGGCACACGGCCCUUCAAAAUCCAAAAUGCAGGAAAAGAUUGCUGUCGAUGCCGAUUUCUAUACUAUGACCCAAGAUUGGGAACUUCCAGACUUUCAGUCGGAAACCACAUCUAUCGCCUCGUCAAUUGCGAAGGGUCGAUUAGAAAAUGGCAGAAGAUACCAGGCUAUGAAGGAAGAUGAUUAUUGGAGUCCUUCCGAUGACCGGCAAUUCGAGGCUUUUGAGAUUGGUCACAUGACGUUUCUCGUAUUGGACAAUGAUCGAGAAAUCCCUCUCCACCAUGCUCCCAUCGGAAAAUCUCCCAAGCACAUUCUGGACAUUGGGACAGGGAAAGGAACAUGGGCUAUCAACUGUCCGUGGCGUCGAUAUCUUCCCCCUCCGGUGACAUGGACGCCACCCAACUGCCUAUUUGAAGUAGACGAUGUCCUCCGCGAGUGGACCUGGAGAGAACCGUUCGACUUUAUCCACAUGCGUGUAAUGCUAGGAGCAUUCACACCGGAUGGGUGGGAUCAAUUGUACAAGCAAUGCUACGACGCUCUUACACCAGGCGGCUGGAUCGAGCAGGUCGAACUAGAUGUACGAGUAUAUAGCGACGACGGCACCAUGGAAAAAAACGGUACUCUAGCUACAUGGGGAGAUAAUUUCAUCGGCUGCUCUGAGCGAGCCGGCCGAUCCCUCCUAACGCAGGAGACUAUGCGAGGCGCAAUAGAGAAAGCUGGUUUUGUCGACGUGCACGAAAAGCAAUAUAAGGUUCCUUUGGGGCCGUGGCCAAAGGAUAAGGUUCUCAAAGAGGUUGGUCAGCUUCAAUACGCACACUGGGUCGCUGCGUUGGAGGGAUGGGCGAUGUGGCUGCUCACUAAGUAUGGUGCGCCCACUCCUUGGACACCGGAGGAGGUCCAGGUAUAUCUGUCGAAGGUUCGGGCUGAGUUGAGGAACCCUCGUACGCAUGCUCAUCAGUUUGGUCGCCGAGUCUGGGCUAGGAAACCUACGGUGGAGGAAGAAAUAGCCAAUCUAGUGAUUAAGUCUGAGUCUCCGCAGGUAAUCCUUACACCAGCCUUAAUGUCUUGA